AUGUCAUCAAUGCCUGGUAAAGAUGAGGUCGAAGUAUUAAAACCCUCACUAUCGUCGUGUGGGACAUCUACAGCGUACAUUUUGCAAGUACAUGCUUAUUAUCUGACGGAAUCUCUUUUACGCAAAUAUUUUCCUGUAGAAUCCAUGAUAAUCACAUGGAAAGAUGAUCAUAGAGUGUAUUUAACUUUUGAUUCUUCUGAACAAGCUCAAUCAGCCUACUUGGAAUAUUUGCGUCUUGGCAGUCAAUUCAACGCGGUCGUAAAGCCAAUUUACGUUUCUCAUAAUGAAAUUCUUCGGCUUUGUAAAAAGAAAAGAAUUCAUGUUGACAUGGACGCUGCCGAGAGGCUGAUCCAACGGCGAACAGAGUCAUGA
Molecule: messenger RNA, 372 nt
Organism: Schizosaccharomyces cryophilus OY26
Lineage: Eukaryota; Fungi; Ascomycota; Schizosaccharomycetes; Schizosaccharomycetales; Schizosaccharomycetaceae
Exons: 1
Coding region: 1-372 (123 amino acids)
Source: RefSeq, a predicted model, not a curated record